Molecule: messenger RNA, 1966 nt
Organism: Hippocampus comes (tiger tail seahorse)
Lineage: Eukaryota; Metazoa; Chordata; Actinopteri; Syngnathiformes; Syngnathidae
Gene: smarcd1
Product: SWI/SNF related BAF chromatin remodeling complex subunit D1
Exons: 13
Coding region: 296-1789 (497 amino acids)
Source: RefSeq, a predicted model, not a curated record
UAUCCGCUAAUGUAUUACCUGUAUUAGAUUUAAUUAUCAGUAGCCCACGGUUGUCAAGAGUGUGUUGCCUAGCGACAAGUGACUUUGCGUUUCCCUUCCCCAAGCAUCCUUGACUGCUUUCAUUCAUCCCGGCAGCCUGAUAACGCAUUGAAUAGCGCCAAACUCGCUUAUUCUUGGGUACUUCAAGGCCGCGCAGAUGUGUGUGUAUGCAGUGCAGCGUAGGCGGUCUCUCUAUGUGGGGAAAAAGGCGGUGCCUCUCAAUAAGGCGUUAUUGUUGAUGUGAAGUUGUCCUCUGAUGCCACCUUUCCACCCUGAGGACAACAGCUAUUUUUGUGAUUUGUCACAUCCUCAUCGGCCGCCGCAUUUGACCACUGUGCUUAUGCAGUCCGAUACCAGAAGUCGGCUCUUUGAGUUCUUGGCGCACGGUUUGAGACCUGGCAUGCCUCCAUCCAGUCGUAUGACCCCACAGGGACCCGCCAUGGGCCCCCCGGGCUAUGGCGGCAGCCCCGUGUCUCGCCCAGGGAUGCCUGGCGUGAUGGACCCGUCUCGUAAGAGGCCCGCCCCGCAGCAGAUCCAGCAGGUUCAGCAGCAGAGUCGCAACCAGCAUACAAAGAAGAAGAAGAUGGCCGAUAAAAUUCUACCUCAGAGGAUCAGGGAACUGGUCCCGGAGUCUCAGGCUUACAUGGAUCUACUCGCCUUUGAAAGGAAGCUGGACCAGACCAUCAUGCGCAAGAGGCUGGACAUCCAGGAGGCACUCAAGAGACCCAUUAAGCAAAAAAGAAAGCUUCGUAUUUUCAUAUCAAAUACCUUCAAUCCAGCCAAGCCCGACGCUGAGGAUGGUGAGGGCACUGUUGCAUCAUGGGAGCUCCGUGUGGAGGGGCGUCUACUUGAAGAUACAGCCGUGUCCAAGUACGAAGCCACCAAGCAGAAGAGAAAGUUCUCUUCCUUCUUCAAGUCUCUGGUGAUUGAGUUGGACAAGGAUCUUUACGGUCCCGAUAAUCACCUUGUGGAAUGGCACAGGACUGCAACCACCCAGGAGACUGAUGGCUUUCAAGUAAAGAGACCCGGCGACGUGGGUGUCCGUUGCACUGUCCUGCUCAUGCUGGACUACCAGCCGCCGCAGUUCAAGCUGGACCCUCGCUUGGCUCGCAUGCUGGGCAUCCACACCCAGACGCGACCUGUCAUCAUCCAGGCCCUGUGGCAGUACGUCAAGACUCACAAACUGCAGGACCCCCAUGAGCGAGAGUUCAUCAACUGCGACAAAUACCUGCAGCAGAUCUUUGAGACCCAGAGGAUGAAGUUCUCCGAGAUCCCACAGCGCUUGCAUGCGCUACUGAUGCCUCCCGAGCCCAUCAUCAUCAACCAUGUGAUCAGCGUGGACCCCAACGACCAAAAGAAGACGGCAUGCUACGACAUUGACGUGGAGGUAGACGACACGCUGAAGACUCAGAUGAACUCCUUCCUGCUGUCCACCGCCAGUCAGCAGGAAAUAGCAGGCUUGGAUAACAAGAUCCACGAAACCAUCGAGACCAUCAACCACCUGAAGACCCAGAGAGAGUUCAUGCUCAGCUUCGCCCGAGAUCCUCAGGGCUUCAUCAAUGACUGGCUGCAGUCGCAGUGCAGGGACCUCAAGACCAUGACAGACGUGGUGAGCAACCCUGAGGAAGAGAGGCGGGCCGAGUUCUAUUACCAGCCAUGGGCUCAGGAGGCCGUGUGCCGUUACUUCUACUCCAAGGUGCAGCAGAGGCGACAGGAACUGGAGCAGGCGCUUGGAAUCAGGAACACCUGAAGUAAUUGAUUGGAGAAUGUUGACUUUGUUUAUGCUCCCACUUUUUUUCUUCUUGUUGAGCACAAAUUUUCAAUUUAACUUCCUCCCCACCCCCAAGUCUUUACCGCCUAACAUUCCUGCCCUCAUGACACAAAAUGCCAACGUGAACGCAUGCGCGCGCACACACACACACACACA